This is a messenger RNA of Saccostrea echinata, 4050 nucleotides long. Its product is annotated as N-alpha-acetyltransferase 15, NatA auxiliary subunit-like. Gene Ontology annotation, cellular component: cytoplasm; NatA complex. Gene Ontology annotation, molecular function: protein binding; protein-N-terminal amino-acid acetyltransferase activity. Gene Ontology annotation, biological process: N-terminal peptidyl-methionine acetylation. Lineage: Eukaryota; Metazoa; Mollusca; Bivalvia; Ostreida; Ostreidae. The coding region runs from base 116 to 2674 and encodes 852 amino acids. The transcript has 22 exons. The record is from RefSeq and is a predicted model, not a curated record.
AACAUAACGAGACUUGCGUCCUCCAUAUUGAAAUUUUCCACCUCGUGGUUUGAUUUGUUGAUUCCAUGGGAAUUGUUGCCUUCGGCAAUAAUUGAUACCCCAAAACAUCACUAAAAUGCCAACAAGCAACCCCCUUCCACCUAAAGAAAAUGCUCUUUUCAAAAGAAUCUUGAAAUGUUAUGAGCAGAAGCAGUAUAAAAAUGGGUUGAAAUUUGCAAAGCAAAUUUUAACAAAUUCAAAAUUUGCAGAACAUGGAGAAACAUUGGCUAUGAAGGGUUUGACCUUGAAUUGCCUGGGUAAGAAGGAAGAAGCCUAUGAGCAUGUAAGAAGAGGACUGCGAAAUGACCUCAAAAGUCAUGUUUGUUGGCAUGUUUAUGGAUUACUGCAGCGAUCAGACAGGAAAUACGAUGAGGCAAUUAAGGCAUAUCGUAAUGCUUUGAGAUGGGACAAAGAUAAUCUACAGAUUUUGAGAGAUCUUUCUUUGCUACAAAUACAAAUGAGAGACCUGGAGGGCUACAGGGAGACUCGGUACCAGCUAUUGGUACUACGUCCAGGACAAAGAGCCUCCUGGAUCGGUUAUGCAAUGUCUUAUCAUCUGUUAGAAGAUUAUGACAUGGCUCUGAAUGUACUAGAGGAAUUUCGAAAGACUCAGAUUCCAAAGAGUUUGGACUAUGAGCACAAUGAAUUGUUGAUGUAUCAGAACUUAAUUAUGAGAGAGGCAGGAAUGAUUGAUGAAGCCUUGAACCAUUUACAAAGAUAUGACAAACAAAUUGUAGACAGAUUAGGAGUGGAGGAAACCAAAGCUGAGUUACUGCUACAGAAGGAGAAGUAUAGUACAGCAGCUGAUAUGUACAGGAGUCUGAUCAACCGAAAUCCUGAAAACUGGGCGUAUUAUGAAGGUCUAGAGAAAGCUGUAAAACCAGAUUCUGCUGAGGACCGUCUUAAAUUGUACACUGAUGUAGAACAAUUGUACCCCAGAGCUUCAGCACCUAGGAGACUGCCAUUGAAUUUUGCCGAAGGUAGCACAUUCAGGUGUUUGGCUGAUACAUAUCUGAGACGAGCCCUCCACAAGGGUGUCCCACCACUUUUUGUCACCAUAAAGAAAUUGUACAAAGACUCAAAGAAGAUGGAGAUUAUAGAGGACCUAGUUUUAGGAUAUUUGAACUGUUUGAAACAAUAUGGGAAAUUUGAUAAUUCAGAGAGCACUGAACAAGAACCACCUACCACAAUACUGUGGGUGUACUUCUUUCUAGCCUCACAUUACGACUACAAACAGGAAACCCUGAAAGCGCUGGAAUAUGUCAAUCUGGCGCUGGACCAUACACCAUUACUGAUAGAGCUGUAUGUUCUUAAAGCCAAGAUCUAUAAGCAUGCGGGUGAUAUUGAAGAGGCUGUGCGACUCAUGGAUGAAGCACAGUCCUUAGAUACAGCAGAUAGAUACAUCAAUUCCAAGUGUGCCAAGUACAUGCUGAAAGGCAACUUAGUUCAGGAAGCUGCAGAUAUGUGUUCAAAAUUUACAAGAGAAGGUGUGCCUGCCAUGGACAAUUUAAAUGAGAUGCAGUGCAUGUGGUUUCAGACCGAGGCAGCAGAAGCCUACAAGAGAAUGGGCAAGUGGGGAGAUGCUCUGAAAAAGUGCCAUGAAGUAGACCGCCAUUUUACAGAAAUAAUUGAAGACCAGUUUGAUUUCCACACGUAUUGCAUGAGGAAGAUGACUUUACGAGCAUAUAUAGGUCUUCUGCGUCUGGAGGAUAAACUCCGAAACCAUCAUUUCUACUUUGAGGCAGCGAUGACUGCAAUUGAGAUUUAUUUACACCUUCAUGAUCAUCCAUUAUCUGACAGUGAUCAAGAUAAAAACCAAGAUACAGAAAAUUUGACACCAAGUGAACUCAAGAAACUUAGAAAUAAACAGAGGAAAGCGGCCAAGAAGGCACAGCAAGCACAAGAGAAACAGAAAGCUGAACAUGAUAAAAAAGAACAGGGGGUCAAAAAACAGACUGAUGGUGAGCUAGACGGUCCCAAGGAGGAGGAACUGCUGCCAGACAAACUAGCCAGGCCUGAAGAUCCUUUGGAACAAGCAAUUCGAUUUUUAAAACCUUUACAAACAUUUACCAGUAAUAGAAUAGAAACACAUGUGUCUGCAUAUGAAAUUUAUAGUAGAAAAGGUAAACAGUUGCUGAUGUUGCAGGCACUGAAGAGAGGAUGUCGAAUCAAUAAAGAUCACCCACAAAUACAUGUGUGCAUGAUACGCUUCCUUUUAACAAUAAACAAAAAGGGAGAUAUUCCAGAAACUGUUCAGAAAGUAUUAAAAGAAGAAAUGGAUAAGCUUUAUCAUGGCAAAGAUGCCAAGACUCUUAAUAGUGAGUUCCUGGAGCGCAAUAACAACUCGAUUCUGCAUAGAUUAGCAGGUGCGAGGAUGAUGUAUGAGUUGGAUCCCACACCAGAAAUUCAGAGAAAGAGUUUAGAAUUAGCCACAAGUCUUUCAGAUUCUUACACAGGGAUCACCCGAUUGAAUUGUAUUGAGGUGUUGGAGGCGAUUUGUCGUGGAGAUUUUGGAUCUUGUGAAUCCGCUGCUCAGGACUACCAGGCAAAGUGCCACAGACUUUUCCCAUUGUGUCCCUCCUUCCUUAUCCCGGCAAAUAGCCAUCCAGACCAAAUCCUCGCCAAUGGCUCAUAGCAGACUGCUUCAGUAACUGUCUCACUGUGAACAAGUGGUCUGUCGUGUGAUAUAAAGGACGGAGUUCCCAUCUGUCCCUGACAGCACUAUUUAUAGAACAGUGGUCCUCCGUGAACCCUGACAUGGACAGGUCAAUAGAGCUAUAGACCCUCAUCUUUACAGCUGUGUUAUUAAUCACUGCAUCAUCUUCUCUUCUCCCCCCUUUUUUGUCAUUUUGUUCAGUUUUCAGCAAAUGUACACAAAACAGAUGAUAGUAUUUUUCAUGGUUAGAGGCAGUGCUUACUAUUGAGGUAAGCAAAUGAAGAAAAAAAUCAGAAUGAGAGGUUGAGUGAGUGACAUGUCUCUUAUUUACUACACCAAAUGCUGUUAUGAUAUAGUUAAAUCAGUAUUCUGAAAAUUAUUUUUUUUUCUUUGUUUUUGACCGUAUAUUUAUAAGACUGAAAGUUGCAUUUGUAACAUUAGCUCUACAAGUCAAAGACAAGAAGAGCUUAUGUAUUAGUAAGGUGUCCCUGAUUCAUUCGUCUGUCAGUAGAACAUUUUCCAAGAUGGUUUUCAAUGUCCUGAAGACUUGGUACAUAAGUAGACUACAUCAAGAUACACAAAAUGUAUGUUGGUUUUUGAUUAAUCAAACAUCAAAGCAUCAGAAUAGAUGUACACUUACAUAAUUCUAUAGAUUGGGCUUGAUUUUGAUGCCAAGAAUUAAAUUUUUGUAACUUAAAAUACUGUUAUCUAUAAAAUUCAUUAAAAUGUUUCUAUAGAAAUUUUCAGAUAUCAGUAAGACUUGGUAUACAGAGAAAUCAUUUAAAGAUCCACCCUCGAAUUUCUUCUGACAAGCGAUAGCACCAUGGUAACUAAAAAUUAAAAAAUCUGGGAAGCGAUCAAGAUUGUAGAAGCAACAGAGGUCUAUGAAUUCUUUCAGUGUAUGUCUUGUCUACAGUUUUUGGUCAAUUUCAGUAAAUUUUGGUAUCCAUGUUGUCUUAUCAGAUAAAUACCUGUAAUUAUAUACAGUAUACUGGUUUUUUAUAUAAUGAAUGUUUUCAUGGUUACUCUCGAUAGAAAAUUGUUUGAAAUUCUUUUAUAAUGCUACUAUACUCAGUUUGGACUGAUAUUAAUCAAACUUGGUGUAAAUGUAGACUCCAUUGAGUUAAAUAUUUCUAAAUACCACUUUCUUAUUUUAGUGAUAUAUGUCAGCAUGACAAAUGGUUUCUAUAUGAUGCUCUAUAUGGAGUGCUUGUUUUAAUAGAAUAAAAUGUGGUGUAAACUUUAUCAAGAGAUUACAUGUGUUAUUCUGUUAAUCAAGUUUAUUGCAAUAAUCAAAUAACAUUAGUGAUUGAAGUAGAAAAAAAUAUCUGAUGUGAUUUCAACUUAAUUUAAAA